This is a messenger RNA of Dreissena polymorpha, 536 nucleotides long. Its product is annotated as acylphosphatase-1-like. The record is from RefSeq and is a predicted model, not a curated record. The coding region runs from base 44 to 391 and encodes 115 amino acids. The transcript has 4 exons. Lineage: Eukaryota; Metazoa; Mollusca; Bivalvia; Myida; Dreissenidae. Gene Ontology annotation, molecular function: acylphosphatase activity.
UUUAUUUUCACCCCAAAGAGAUAAUGCCCCAAAGGUUUAACCAAUGAAAACAAUUCUUAUUCUUGUUUGUUGCGCGGUGACAACAUGUAAAAUGGCAUCUGGAAGUCGAGUGACUUCGGUUAAUUUUGAAAUUUUCGGAAAGGUUCAAGGAGUAUUCUUCAGAAAACACACUGAGAAGACUGCUAAGGGGUUAGGCCUGGUUGGCUGGGUGAUGAACACACCACAGAAGACAGUGCAGGGUCAAGUGCAAGGUCGUGAGGAGAAAGUGGCUGAAAUGAAAAAGUGGCUGCAGACAAAGGGAAGUCCAAAAUCAAAGAUUGAAAAAGCUGUGUUCACUGAGGAACGUGCUAUACCAGCCUUAACUUACAAAUCAUUCUCUAUCAAGGAAUAGCAUUAACAAUAAUCCACCAUUUGCAUUCCAUCUAGACACUAUAGAACAAGUGUUUUGUUUGCCUGUUGUAAUCUAUUACAUAGUAGUUUUUGUAGUGAGUAUUGUUUGCACGGAACAUUUUUAUCAUAAAAAUGCUAGCAUUCCU